UCAUUAAAAAGAAAUAAAGAAAGAAAAGAGAGUUAAAAAAAAAAAAAAAAAUAGAAAUUAGAAGUGGUGUCCUGCAAGAUUCAGGAAGACCUUCGAACUAACUCUGUGUGUGUCACAUUACUCGACGCAAUCCGGUGUUCGCAUUUGAGGGACUGGUAUUAUUGAUUGACCUCGUAGGCCCAAGAGAAGGGUAGUUCCAAAGUGAGGAGGAGAAGGAAGAAGAAAGGGGUGGAAGGAAAGAAAAGGAUCAGAUAAAUAUACAAAAAAAAAAAACAAAUUAAACUAAACUAAACAAAAGUACGGAAUAUUCUUGAUUAGUUUAUAAAUUUACAUCAACUUGAAAAAAAGCCCCUUUUUGUUUCAAGUGACUCAUCGAAGAAUCUUAUUCAUUUAAAUAAUAAUAAUAAUUAUUAUUAUUAUUAUUAUUAUUAUCGUUUGACGUAUUAUUUUUACUGUUGACAAUUGAUUUUUGACUGGAUUUUCUUCUUUAAAAAUGGCGUAUCAUAAUUGUGAAGAAGAAAGAGGAAAAAGUAGAAAAAUCAUGGCGGGAAAAAUAAUUAGUAUAAAAAGUUUAAUAAUACUAAUAGCUGUUAUUGCCAUGUUGAUGGUGUACGAGAAAACUGAUGCAGCACCAACCGCCAAUAUUUCGGAUCUUUCUGCUAUGAGAUACCUAUCACAGUAUGGAUAUUUACCAUCCGUCAAUCCUGAAAAUGGUGGAAUUAUUUCGGAGGAAUCGAUGUCACAAGCUAUCUCAGAAUUUCAAGCACUUGCUGGAAUUAACAUAACUGGUUCCAUGAAUGAAGAAACGUCCUAUUACAUGUCCUUAUCAAGAUGUGGUGUUAAGGAUAAAGUAGGACCAAGUUACGAUGGAAGAUCGAAAAGAUAUGCACUUCAAGGAUCAAGAUGGCGAGUUAAAAAAUUGUCGUACAGGAUAAGCAAAUAUCCUGCUGGUUUGGUUAGAUCGGAAGUGGAUAAAGAAGUUGCUAAAGCUUUUGGUAUUUGGUCUCAAUACACCGAUUUAACGUUCACAGUUAAACAUACAGGCUCGGUUCACAUCGACAUCAGAUUCGAAAUUGGUGAACACGGAGACGGUGAUCCUUUUGAUGGUCGUGGUGGUACUUUGGCUCAUGCUUAUUUCCCAGUGUAUGGUGGUGAUGCCCAUUUCGAUGACGCUGAACAGUGGACGAUAAACAGUUAUCGUGGUACAAAUCUUUUCCAAGUGGCGGCUCAUGAAUUCGGACAUUCACUUGGAUUAAGUCACAGUGAUGUUAAAGCUGCCCUCAUGGCACCAUUUUAUCGUGGAUACGAACCUAAUUUCAAUUUGCAUUCUGAUGACAUUGAGGGUAUUCAAGCUCUGUAUGGAAGAAAAUCAGGUUGGGGACACGGGCCAACGAAUGUUCAUCCAACAUCGAUACCACCAACCGGUGAAGAAGAUCCAGAACUUUGUAUGGAUCCUAAAAUCGAUACGAUAUUUAAUUCAGCAGAAGGACACAUUUACGUUUUCAAAGGAGAACAUUAUUGGAGAUUAACAGACGAUGGUAUAGCAAGUGGCUAUCCUAAACGAAUUAGUAAUUCUUGGAAGGGUCUUCCGGGUAAUAUCGACGCCGCAUUUACAUUCAAGAACGGUAAAACUUAUUUCUUCAAGGGAUCAAAAUAUUGGAGGUAUAUUGGAAAACACAUGGACGGACAAUAUCCCAAAGAAAUAAGCGAAGGAUUCACAGGAAUCCCUGAUAAUAUCGAUGCAGUUACAGUAUGGACUGGAAAUGGAAAGAUUUAUUUCUACAAAGGAACGAAAUUCUGGCGAUUCGAUCAAGUACAAAAGCCACCAGUUAAGAGUACUUAUCCAAAACCUAUUAAAAAUUGGGAAGGUCUUCCGGAUAAUUUGGAUGGUGCUGUUAUUCAUCAAGGAUACACGUAUUUCUUCAAGGACAAGGGAUAUUACAGAUUCAACGAUCGAACUUUUUCAGUUGACAUUGCCGAGCCAGCUUUUCCAAGGGCGACAGCUUAUUGGUGGUUCGGAUGCAAAUCAGCCAGUAAAGGGACGUUAGGUAAUAUCCGAUGGCAGGGUGAAAGUCCUGGAGAAUCAUCCCUCUUUUCCGGCAUGCUGGAUGCGGACAAUCAUGACUCGUACGACGACAAUAAUGAUGAUGAUGAUAAUAAACAUGACGACGACGUUAGCGACAUCAUUUUAGAUGCAGGAGGAAUAGACGAGCAAUUCGCGACGCCAUCCAAUCAAGAUCGUAUGGAUUCUGGAUCGCAUAGUAUUGCCAGCGGAUCGGUUCUCAUUAGUAUUGUGACGGUGAUCAUAGCGAGGUUCGUCGUUGCAACAUAAAGUAAAUUACUUCGAAAUACGAAGAUUAUGUUUUCAACUGCGUAAAGGAAGAAGGAAAUCUAGAAAAUGACAUGGAUUCUUUAGAAAUGGAUAGAAGAAUUAUUGUCAAGAAUAUAAAUCGAAGAAACACGUAGUAAUACCAAUCAUCGUCGUGUUGAAAAAAAAGAAGAAGAAGAAGAUAUUAGAAGAAUGUGUGUUGGUUAUCCAGGUUUCAUAACUCGAAACGAAAUGAACGUUCCCGCGCACACGCAUUUUCAAAUGCGUUCCUUAUUAUUAUUAUUCUUUAUUAUGGAUUCUCAUCAUUGACCUACGACUGGCUAUCGUUAAAUAGUGAAAGUGAUUAACUUUAAUAUGCGUGUAAGGGGGAGGUGGCGGGCGCGCGCUUCUCUAUUAUUGAACGAUAUACGUAAAAAAAGAAAGAAAGAAAAAAAUAGAGAAGAGUUAAACGCAAACUGCCAAUAAAAAACGUGUGGUAAAUCGUCUUGAAUAGAAAUUCUUUAUUUUAGCUAAUUAGUUCACAUAUCGUACAAUGACGUAAAUAAGUAUGUAAGUAUUUUUAGUUGUAUGACUUUUGAUCAAAAUAAUCCGAAAAAUUAUAGACUAUUAUUUAUAUAUGUGGUAGUAUUAUAUUCUUUAUUAUUGACAAUAUUAUGAGACAUUUUAUUCGUUGUGCGCAUGCAAAAUAAUUUAAUAUAAAAGGGUGCUAAUUCAUGUGAUAUUAAAAUACGAUAUUUUGAAGUUAAAAUCAUUGAGAAAUUUAUUGAUUUAUUGCCAAUUUAAAUUGUUUAUUUUGUUCUAUUAUUAAAAUAUAUUAUAGGUCUUUUUUUUUAUUUAUAAAAAUAGGUAAAUUGUAUUACAUCUUGCGCAGACCCUCUUGCGCAGACCCUCUUGCGCAAACCUUCCUGCGCAGACUGUCUUACGCAAAUUAGCUUGCGCAAAUCAGCUUGCGCAGAACAACAAACAUCUCAUUUCAUCGAUUAUAAUCUUUAAUUAGUAGGAACUGACAAUAUAAUAUUACUGCACAUAUAUAAAUAGGUAUGUAAAAAAUUGAGCGAUCAUUAAACAAAGUUUUUUAUGGAAAUAAUUUUCUAAUUAAAUUUCUUAAAAUUAGAUCAAUGAAAAUCAAAAGGAAAAUUAAAAUUAUAUUUUCUCAUUCAAUUGAUUAAGUUUUAGUAUGUUGUGUUAAUUAAUAAAUUGUUUAAAUUUUCGCUCAAUAUAUUAUUUCGGAUAUUUUCGGAACACACGUAAGCCUAUGUAUUAAAAAUUAAGUUUUGAAAAAAUGUUCAUACAUUAUCUCUCUCGAUCGAUUAUUACUGUAUUAAUCGUCUUCUAGGGUUUUAAACUCCAAUUUAAAAACUUUUCCAUAGCAAAUGUGAUUAUGCGAUGUGUAAUCCUUUUUUUUUUGUCUAGAUUUUAAGUAUUAGGAAAUGACAUGACCUUCGAAUUUAAUAAUUUAAAGAUCUUAAAAAAAAAAGAUUCAUUAUGAGUAUUUUUCCAAAGUACGCUUUCAUGUAUUUCCUGAAUGUAUAUCGCAUAGUAUAAUUUUAAUAGAUAAAGUUUAAUGUCUUACGAAGGAACUAAUCUAUUAAUAAUAUUAUAUAAAAUAUUAUAUUAAAUAUUAGAGAUAAAUUGGUUUGGAAGAAUUCUCAUAUUCAUAUCAAUAUUAUUAAAUUUAUCACCGUUCAAUGUUUUCGUGCUGGACCCUUAUUCACACACUGCCUAUCUAUUGAUUUGUACAUUACCUGCGGAAAGUCUUUCUAAUAUCGUUAGGCACAAUUUGUUUUGGGUCUAGUAUGUUGUAGCAUUUCGCACAAAUUCAAAAUAUAUUUCUAUAUUAAAAAGAAAAGAAAAUAUAUAUUUUAAAAAAGAAAUGAAAUGCAGCAAUAAAACAUUGCAACUCCCAGACAACUAUACUAUGAUUAAUAAAAAAUUGCUAUCAAAUUGUUUCUCAUAUAAGUCGACAAUACAAUAUUGUCUAAAGUAUUUGUUAUAGAAAAAUUAAGAUGUUACAUGAGUGUUCUAUAGUAUUUUAAAUUAUAUUAUUAAAAAAAAAAAGUUAUAUAUUAAUUGUUGGGCGAUAAUAAUGAUGGCAAAUGAUAUAAUGUUAUUUAACCAUUCAACUGUGUUGUGAAGAAGAAUGUUGCGUAGUUGCCUAUAGACGUCAUUCGCAGUCAAAGGAUUAAAAGAAUUAAAGAAGAAGAUUCAACAUGCAGAGUACGCAAAUCAUAAAGUUUACAAACAAACCAAUAAUAACUUUAUAUCCAACAAUAAAAAAAUGAAUGAAUUUAAAUCACAAAUAAUAUAUAUUCAUAUUAAAACAUUCGCUAUAGUACUCAUGUCUCACGACUAUUAAUUUACUAUUAUGUUUAAAAAGAAUUGUUAUUUUGCAAGUGCCUUAAAAAAUAUUUUUGUAACUUAUACAUUUGAUAUCUAUGACAUAAAAGAGAAAAAGAGAUGAAAGAAAAGAAAAGAAAAAAGAAAUCAUAUUUUUGUAAUGCAUACAUCUCAUAUCUUAAUAUUUGUCUACGCAUUUGCAAAGAGAUACGUGCUUUAUUUUUCCAUGUAAAUUAAUACUAUAAAUGAAAGGAAUUUAAUUUAUAAAAAUAUGACGUUCUUUUUCUUAUUCUGCAACGUUGUUUAUUUCCUCGUAAUAAAUGCUUCCAUAUUAUCGUCAAUACAUUAAACGCUAUAUUUUCAUCGAAUGGCAAAUUAUAUCUCAUUAUAAUAAAAAAAAAAUAAAUGUAUCUAUGUGCAA
Messenger RNA from Polistes dominula (European paper wasp), 5087 nucleotides. RefSeq names its product Matrix metalloproteinase 1. The record is from RefSeq and is a predicted model, not a curated record. Gene Ontology annotation, cellular component: extracellular matrix. NCBI's taxonomy places the organism in Eukaryota, Metazoa, Arthropoda, Insecta, Hymenoptera, Vespidae. Gene Ontology annotation, biological process: extracellular matrix organization; collagen catabolic process; proteolysis. Gene Ontology annotation, molecular function: metalloendopeptidase activity; zinc ion binding.